AUGAAACCACAGCAAACUCAGCCUCUUCCCCACUUCCGAGCCUUUCAGGCCUUCAGCCCACUUCGGGGUGCUCAUCCCCCCCCCCUAGACCGGUUCGCAGACCGCUUCCCGGCGCUGCCUUCGGAGCUGGGCCUCUCGCGGCGGCUGAAGCCCUUCGCUCGACGCGCAUCGCCGAGUGCGGCGAAGCUUCAAGAGACGAGCAGCCGCAGCUUGGAUUGGACCGACUCAUGGCCUCGGGAACCACGGCUGCAGCUGCUCUAUUCGCAUUUCUUGGCACAAGUCCUGGUGGCCUUGCCCUUGGCUGACGGUGUCCACAGUGAGAUCAAGCUCGUCACCGAGGAGUGUGAGAAGUUCCUGGAGCUGCGCGCAGCCUCCGCCGCCUCUGCCAUGGAGCACGAGGCGCGGACUGGGCACGUUGGACUGGGACAGGAGCUGCGCCUUAGUUGGGCUGCUUGGAGCUUCACAAAAGCAUUACCGGUCCUUGCAGAAGUUGGCUCGAACCGUAAAAAGACGCCAGUGUUUCCAGAUAACCUUUAUGGACUCACUCUUGCCAAGUUGAGGAGACUGGAAGGGACGACAUUGCCAAGUAAGCUUCAUAGCCUUUCCUUUUCUGAACAUUUCAACCAGAGUUUGGAAGCUCUUGUUUUCCCCAAGCAUCUCCAACAUAUCAGCUUCGGCUUCGAGUUCAACCAACCUUUGGAUCAAGUGACACUUCCUCAAAACCUUCAGAGCCUUCGCUUCGGCGACCGCUUAGACUAA
Messenger RNA from Durusdinium trenchii, 759 nucleotides. The record is from the annotation of a GenBank genome assembly. NCBI's taxonomy places the organism in Eukaryota, Dinophyceae, Suessiales, Symbiodiniaceae.